AUGAACAAUGGAUCAUCAAACACAGGAAGCUUAGAUCAGCAAUUUGCUGGUAUGAGCAUGAACAACAACAGCAAACCUGCUUCUCGUUAUGUCCCUCCUCACUUGAGAAAUCAAGCUAAUCGCCAAAGUAACAAUGAAAGUCAGCCUUCUGCUGCUCCUCCUAGAACCAACGGCUGGAAUGAUUGGAACGGUAAUGGCAGCCAACGUGCUGGCGGCAGUGGUGGUGGAUGGAACUCUUCCUAUUCAGAUAUGCCCCGUGGUGGUAACAGAUAUGGUGGCGGAGGACGCUCUGAUUUCUAUGAGCGUGGCUCUUAUGGUGGUUACCGCAACAACCGUCAAGAUUCCGGCUACCAACGUCGUGAUGAAACUCAAGGUUAUUGGAAGGAUGGUGUUCACCACAUUGGUAACCGUAACCCUCGUAUUGAAAAGGAUCUCUUUGGUACUCAAGAUGAUGCUGUCACUCAACACACUGGUAUCAAUUUUGAAAAGUAUGAUGACAUUCCUGUUGAAGCCAGUGGUCAUGAUUGCCCUGAAUGUAUCACCACUUUCACCUCUCCUCCUAUGGACGCUCAUUUGUUGAGCAACAUUGAAUUGGCCAGAUAUACUACCCCUACUCCUGUUCAAAAGUACUCUAUCCCUAUCAUUGAUGCUGGUAGAGAUUUGAUGGCCUGUGCUCAAACUGGUUCUGGUAAGACUGGCGGUUUCCUCUUCCCCGUCUUCUCUGAACUCUUCUCAAAGGGCCCCAUUUCCCCUCCUGCUGAAGAGGAGUCUCGUGGCUACCGUGCUCGCAAGGCUCACCCUCAAGUUUUGAUUCUCGCCCCUACUCGUGAAUUGGUCUCUCAAAUCUAUGAUGAAGCCAAGAAGUUUGCUUACCGUUCUUGGGUCAAGCCUGCCGUUGUCUACGGUGGUUCUGACAUUGGCGCUCAAAUCCGUAACAUUGAACGUGGUUGUGAUUUGUUGGUCGCUACUCCUGGCCGUCUUGUCGAUUUGAUUGAGCGUGCUCGUAUCUCUCUUUCUCUCAUCCGUUUCCUCGUCUUGGAUGAAGCUGAUCGCAUGUUGGAUAUGGGUUUUGAACCUCAAAUCAGACGUAUUGUUGAAAAGGAAGACAUGACUCCUGUUGAAGAUCGUACCACCCUUAUGUUCUCUGCCACUUUCCCUCGCGAUAUCCAAUACUUGGCCCGUGAUUUCUUGAAGGAUUACAUCUUCUUGUCUGUCGGCCGUGUCGGUUCCACAUCCGAGAACAUUACCCAAAAGGUUGAGUACGUUGAAGAUGAGGACAAGCGAUCUGUCUUACUUGACAUCCUCCACUCCAAUGAAGCUGUCGGUCUCAGCUUGAUUUUUGUUGAAACCAAGCGCAUGGCUGAUGCUCUCUCUGACUUUUUGUUGGACCACAACUUCCCUGCUACUGCUAUUCACGGUGAUCGUACCCAACGUGAACGUGAGCGUGCUUUGGAGUCCUUCAAGACUGGCCGUACUCCCAUCAUGGUUGCUACUGCUGUCGCUGCUCGUGGUUUGGAUAUUGCUAAUGUCUCUCAUGUCAUCUCUUAUGAUUUGCCUACUGAUAUCGAUGAUUAUGUUCAUCGUAUUGGUCGUACUGGUCGUGCCGGUAACACUGGUUUAGCUACUGCCUUCUUCAAUCGUGGCAACAAGAAUAUUGUCAAUGAUUUAAUCAACAUUUUGGAGGAAGCUAAUCAAGAGAUCCCUGGUUUCUUGGAAUCCAUUGCUAGAGAAACCCGCUCCUUCGGUGGUCGUGGCCGUGGCCGUGGCCGUGGAGGCAACAACUUUGGUGGUAGAGAUUACAGAAAGUCCAACAAUGACUGGAACUCUCCUGCUCCUUCUCGUGAUUCUGGUUUCCCCUCUUUGGGCGGUGGACGUCCCUCUCACAAUAACAACAGCUAUAACAACAAUGGUGGUGGUAAUGUUCCUCUUCAAUACCAAACCAAGACCAGUUGGUUCUAA
This is a messenger RNA of Mucor velutinosus, 1959 nucleotides long. RefSeq lists its product as uncharacterized. NCBI's taxonomy places the organism in Eukaryota, Fungi, Mucoromycota, Mucoromycetes, Mucorales, Mucoraceae. The record is from RefSeq and is a predicted model, not a curated record. Bases 1 to 1959 code for a protein of 652 amino acids. Gene Ontology annotation, cellular component: nucleus. Gene Ontology annotation, molecular function: RNA helicase activity; RNA binding; ATP binding. The transcript is spliced from 2 exons.